Messenger RNA from Calliphora vicina (urban bluebottle blowfly), 615 nucleotides. Its product is annotated as adult-specific cuticular protein ACP-22-like. Bases 1 to 615 code for a protein of 204 amino acids. NCBI's taxonomy places the organism in Eukaryota, Metazoa, Arthropoda, Insecta, Diptera, Calliphoridae. The transcript has 2 exons. The record is from RefSeq and is a predicted model, not a curated record. Gene Ontology annotation, cellular component: extracellular matrix.
AUGAAUUUGUUUACAUCAUGUGUUGUUAUAUUAGCGCUUUUUGCUCUAACAGCUGCCGGCCACUCUCAUCAUGGUCAUGAUCACGGAUAUGUUGGUGAUGCUGGUGUGGCGGUUCAUUAUUCUGUAGUAACUGAACAUAAGGCUGAUAAUCAUGGGCAUGGAGGUGAAAGUGGUGGUCACGCCACGGUACAUACUUGGGGACAUGAUGAUGUUCAGAAAAAUGAAGCAUAUGCAGGUAAUGAUGCUGGUCAUUAUGGAGAUCACUAUGACGGCCAUGAUGAUGGCCACGAUCAUCAUGCUUAUCCUAAAUACGAAUUCAGUUAUGGCGUCAAAGAUCCCAAGACAGGUGAUAUUAAAAGUCAAACUGAGUCAAGAGAUGGUGACAAUGUUAAAGGCAGUUACACUCUUAAAGAAGCUGAUGGCACCACCCGUCAUGUAGAGUAUUCAGCUGAUAAACACAAAGGUUUCAAUGCUGUAGUCCAUACCUUGGGUCAUGCUCAUGCUGCACAUAAUGAAGGUCACGGCCAUGGAGGUCAAAGUCACAAUCAUGGUUAUGGUCAUGGCAAAGCUACCAGUUAUGUAAUUGUUAAGAAACAGGAAGAAAAGAAACAUUGA